This is a messenger RNA of Rhodofomes roseus, 6253 nucleotides long. RefSeq lists its product as uncharacterized. Gene Ontology annotation, biological process: mRNA export from nucleus; protein import into nucleus. The record is from RefSeq and is a predicted model, not a curated record. Bases 68 to 6070 code for a protein of 2000 amino acids. Gene Ontology annotation, molecular function: structural constituent of nuclear pore. Gene Ontology annotation, cellular component: nuclear pore. NCBI's taxonomy places the organism in Eukaryota, Fungi, Basidiomycota, Agaricomycetes, Polyporales, Fomitopsidaceae. The transcript is spliced from 16 exons.
GUUCUUGUUAACCCAACCACCCACCUCUCCCCCUCCCUUGCCUCAGGGCCUGUCUCGCCAGUCUGAGAUGAUGAAGACCAGACGAAAAAGCAAGGCAGCAGCGGCAGCUGCUGCCGCAGAGGCCGUGGCCCCUCAGGAGGUCUCGACGAGGGAGAACUCUCCCGUACCGACUCCAGCCACACAUGAUGCCAUAAUGACUGUCGCGGUCCCGGAGGACGUCGAUGCUAGCGUACUCUCUGGUCUGUUGCCAGAGAUUGAUCUACGUGCUCCUUCACCAGAUGCGAUCGUCGCUCUGUAUCGCCUUGUGGUCGCUCAGGCUUCUGACGGUGACGCCACUCAGCGUGAGCUCGAGGAGGCUCGUGCUGAGAUCGACCGCAAGAAUGUAGAGCUUGAGCAGGCAUUGCAGGACAAGGAGUCCGCAACUUCAGAACUUGAGAGCACCCUCGACACCGUGCGGAAGGAGCUCGAACAGGUCAGACGAGAGAAGGAUGAGCUCGGUGCGUACCAGGUGGCGGGUGCGCGCAUACAACACUUAUGUCUCUCCGUAGCCACUUCCCGUGCUUCCCUGCAAGCACAGAUGUCCACAAUGUCGACCACGCAGUCCUCCUCCUCUGUGGAGGUUGAGGCGCUCAAGCACAAGAUUGAAGAUACGGAACGCGAGAAGCGCAACCUCGUCACGGUCGUAAGCAGGCUCAAGGAUGACAGUGCACAACGUGAAGACGAAAUCCAGACUCUUCGCACGAACCUCAAGCAAGCACGGCAGGACCAUCAGGCACUGGAAAGUCAACUUCGGGAAUUGCGCUCGGCGGAAACCGCUGCGAAGUUCAAGGUCGAUUCGCUAUCUCAACAGUUGAAACUCUCCCAGGAACAUGCCGAGCGGAUGUCUAGCGACCUCAACGCCAAGGUCGAGGAGUAUGCCAACUACCGCCGGACGAAGCAUGCGGAGUUCGCACAGUUGCAGACACAGCAUGACUCGCUCGUCCAGGGACAUGUUGCGACGGAGAGCCAGUUGAAGGCGCUCCAGUCCGCACAUUCGACCCAGUCUCACCAGCUGACGCAGGCACUCGCAAGGGUGCAGACGCUCCAAGGUCAACUCGCGGAACAGGAGGCGACCUUCUCCAGCGAGGCCGCCAGCCUCAAGCGGCUUGUGGAGAUGAUGGAGGCGCGCGAAGCCCAGGCGAAGGCAAUUGUCGAGGGCAUUGAACAGGACUACGCGGGCAUCAACGAGCGUGCAGGCCGACGGGAGGCGGCACUCAAGGAUGAGAUCGAGGACCAACGCCAGCGCGCGGAGCAGGCGGAGAAGCGGGUGGAGGAGCUCGAGGCGGUGAUGGAGAGGUUGGACCGUGGCGAGUUCCCUAUGCCAUCGUUCAGCUCGGAGGCGUUACAGGGAACGCCGCGCACGCCUGCUCGUACACCGGGCACGCCGUCUCUGAUGAUGAACGGCACGCCGGACUUCCUUUCGCAGAGCAUCUUGGGUCUCAGUCCGACGGUCGCGAUGGCGAGCCGGGUGCAGAGGAAUGGCAAGACGUUCACGGAGGUUUAUGCCGACUACGUCCGGUUGCAGGAGGAUUAUGCUAGGAAGUCGGCGGAGUUCGACAACAUGGAGGGGACGUUGUCUACCGUAUUGGGUCAGAUUCAGGAGAGGGCACCCAUCUUGACUCAACAACGCGCCGAGUACGAACGCCUGCAACAGGAGGCCACACAACUCGCGUCACAGCUCUCACAAGCACUGGCCGAACGUGAUGCAUACGCUCAGUCUUCCGACGAGACUGCGCAGAAGUUCGCGAAGAGUUCGCGCGAGAACGAUCUUCUCCAGAAACAACUCAAUGAUCUUGGUCGGCAGAUCCGCAUGCUUCUCAAGGAACUCGGUCGCAUUCAGGACCCCACCAUCCCGUCCGACGCGGAGUUGGAGCUCGACGAGAACCCCAGGCCAGCCGAGACCAUUGAGGAGGUCAUAACGAAUCACCUCGUCCUCUACCGCUCGAUCCCUCAGCUCCAGGAGCAGAAUCAGAAGCUGCUCAAGGUCGUCCGGGAGCUUGGAACCAAGAUGGAGUCAGAGGAGAAGGAGUACCGGGAGACUCUGGAGCGUGAACAGAGCGAGGCCGUCAUGGAGGCUCACGGCGCGAUCAAGCAGCUCCAGGAACAGCUCGAGAGCCAGGCGAAGAGCAGUGAGAUCACCAUUCAAGCGUACAUGAAGGAGCGCGACUCGCUAAGGGCUCUGCUCGCGAGGGAGCGUUCCGGCCAACCCCCUGUUACUGUCAACGGUGAUAUUAACGGCGACAUUGUCCCGGCUCCGGCUUCGGUGCCGACUCCUCAGACCAACCUGCAGAAGGAGCUUGUUGAGGCCCAGACCCAGUUGGAGAUGUACCAGAACGAGAUGGGCGUGGAUUCUGUCCGCUUGAGGGAAGAAGUCGUCCUUGCUCAGCGUGACGCAAACCAGCUGCGUGUGUUGCUUGCCAAGGCGAACGCGAAGAUCGAAUUUAUGGACGAACGUCACCGCAUGAUCCAAGAUCAGUCGACGGCACAGAACCGCGAAUUGGAUAGCCUCUCGAAGCGGAAUCAAGACCUCUACGAUCAGUACAUGCGUAUCGACAUUGAGUGUAACCGUGUCUCGGAGGAGUUCCUCGUUGCCAAUGGACAGCUUGACAAGCUUCGGAACGAGUGCGCCAAUCUGCGUGCUGAGAGGAAGAUUUGGCAGAGCGUGCAGGAUCGUUUGGAGGAGGAGAACCGCAUCCUCAGUGUGGAGCGCUCUCAUUUGUCAGAUCUGAUGCAGAACGUGCAGAAGAUGCACAGCGAUCUCGAGCGAUCGGGCGAGAACGACCGACGCCGACUGGAGAGCCAGAUGCAGAUGCUCGAGAACCAGACUCAAGAUCUUCGGACGCACUUGUCGGCGGAACGCGACACUCUCCGUCAUGUCUCUCUGCAGAAGGACAUCGAAGUAAAGGAAUUGCAAUCCCGCGUUGAGAAGACCACAGCGGAGUUCUCGAAGACUCGUGAGGCCCUCAUCGCGGCGGAGACGAGCAAGAAACAUCUCGAGGAACGUGUUGAGGAACUGACCAGGCAGUUACACGGUAAUGAAGAGAAGCUGGCUGUGUAUGAACGUCGUGCCACCGGUGUCAAUGGCAUCGCCCCACAGCGCACCGGCGAAGACAUGACGCGGGAGCAACAGCUUGAAGCUGAGGUGGCCGAUUUACGCUCUGCCUUGAAGGUUGCUCAAGUGGACCUGUCUACUGCACGGAGCCACGUUCAGCAGUUCCAAGAGAUAAGUCAAGCAAAUGAGACGGCCUUGGCUACUUUGAACGCAACUUACGAUGAGUACAAGUUCUCGACCGAGGCCGAGCUCACGAGACGCGCGUCCGAGUUUGAUGCUUUGCAAGCGAAAUUGCAAGCCGUCCAACAGGAGCUUGAUCAGUUGUCGCAGAAGCACGCCGAGCUUCAACGGACCCUGGAGACUGACCGGAUAGCUUGGGCGAACGAUCGAAAGACGCUCGAGGACACCAUCAUCGACAUGAGCACGUCCGAGAGGAACACCGAGAACGAUCGUGUCUCGCGCGAAAGUGAGGUCAGGCAACAAGAGCAACGGGCACGGGCUGCCGAGGAGCGCUACGCGAGUGAGGUUGUUGCUCAUGCCGAGGCUCUCAAAGCUAUCACGGACCUCAAGGAACAGCUGGCACGGGUGCGCGUUGCGGCACGCGAGAAAAGCGCUGUCGCAGAGACCGCGGAAGCCAAGCUGGCAGCGUCCGAAUCCAGCUGGAGGCAACAGAAGGAGGCUAUGGACAAGGAGAUCGUGGACCUCAAUACAAGAUGCAAGGAACUCAAUGUGCAGAACGGUCUACUGCAUCAGCAUCUCGAAUCAGUCAGCUCGCAGGCGGCACGCAUCAAGCAAGCAGCGGACACUUCAGCUCCUUUAGCGGGAGAAGCAGACGAUGCAGAUACCAAGGUCUCAGAAUUGCGUUCUGUCGUCGCAUACCUGCGCAGGGAGAAGGAGAUCGUCGAGUUGCAACUGGACCUGAGCAAGCAGGAGAAUGCGCGCCUGAGGACCCAAGUUGAUUAUCUGUCGCACAACCUUGAAGAGACUCGCAAGACGCUCUCGGAAGAACGUGAGCGUGCCGUUGAGGCCACGUCAUCCGAGGCCCAGCAUGCUGAGCUUGUUGAGAGGAUCAACCAACUUACCAUUCUGCGGGAAAGCAAUGCUACUCUCCGUACUGACUGCGAGUCGCAUGCGAAACGUGCUCGCGAGCUGGAUGCCAAACUUCGGCAGUUGUCUUCCGAGCUGGACCCGACGAAAGAGCAGCUGCGUAUCGCGCAGGCCGAACUCGAAGCGAAGGAUCAACAGAUCUCAGGUCUGGAAGACGAAAGCCGAAGAUGGAAAGAGCGCAACACACAGCUCCUCAGCAAGUACGAUCGUAUCGAUCCCGCAGAGGUCCAAUCCCUCAAGGAUGAGAUUGAGCGUAUCAAGGCAGCCAAGGGAGAGAUGGAGAAUGUUGUCAAGGAGCGCGAUGAACAAUUGACUCAGCUGCAAGAGAAGGUUACUGUCGCAGACACGACCAUCAAGAACCAGAGGGAGAUCGGCCAGAAGAACAACCAGAAGUACAGGGCCAGUUUCGAACAGUUCACUGCGACGAAGGCCGAACUCAAUGGGCAGAUCGCUCAGCUACGGACCGAACUGCAAACUGUCACCGCUGAGAGGGAUCAGUUGAAGUCACAGCCUCCUGCUAUCUCCCCAGACCCGUCGAAGGAGCAGGAGUUGACUCAACAACUGGAGUCACUGCGCUCGGAGAAGGAUGCGCUCGAGAAAGCACUAGCGGACGAAAGAGCAGCACAUUCGAGCGCUGCCGCUCCUGUGGCCACUCUGCAAGCCGCGAUUGCAUCAUUGACGGAAGAGCGAGACAAGCUCAGCCAGGAGAAGGCCACAUGGACGUCUUCGGCUGCUACCUCAGGGGACUCGUCGCAGAUACCGCAGGAAUGGGAGUCUGAGAAGAACGAGCUCAUCAAGACCCGUGAUGAGGCCCUCGCUCAGGCCAAGGCUUCCGCUGAACAAGCACAGAAAGCCACCGAAGAGGCCAAGAGCAUUCGUUUUGCGAACGAGAAGUUCCAGUCUAAGAUCCAAGACCUCUCGAGGGCUCGAGCGGCUGACGGUGAACGAGCUGCGACACAGCAACAGGCCGCCGUCGAGGCUGCUGUUGAAAAACUUCGUAACGAGCUGCAGAGCGCACCACCCUCUGCUUCAUCCGACGAAGUCGUCGCGCGACAUGCGCAAGAGCUGCGUGACUUGGAGUCCAAGCUGACUGCCAAGUUCAACGAGGAGAUGAAGGCUGCCGUUGAGAGUGCUGCCGCCGCCGCUCGUGCGGAGUCCCUUGCUUCAUCAUCAGCCGGUGGUGAUCAGCAGGUAGCGAUCCAAGAAGCCCUAGCUGCGCACGAGCGAAAGUUGAGGGAACAGCAUGAGACGGAGAUCGCUGCGGCCGUAGACCGGGGCAGGAUGGAGGCAGCCGCCAAAGGGAAGCUGAAGGAUCAACAGCUUGUCAAAGCGCAGAACAAGCUGAGGGAACUCGAAGCUCAGAUCCUUCAAUGGAAGCAAGCGGGUAUUAUCAAGGAGACAACACCCACAGGCGCCAAACCCGCGGCUGUCAGCGCUGCAGUACCUACUGUGGCGAAACCUACAGCUGGGACCUCUGCUACUGCUGCCUCUACCUCCACCGUUGCUGCUACCGGCGCCAAGGCGCUUCCUCGCAAGCCAUCAUUGAAUGCUGCUGGGCAACCGGCACAGGCUGUAUUGGCUGCCGGGGCCGGACGUGGAAGGGGGGCGACUGUGCGUGGUGCCGCUCGUGGUGCUGCACAAGGCCUCUCGAUCAAAGGAACGGCGGCAGGUCGUGAUGCUCCCGCUCAGGCACCGGGCGGUACAGCAACUGAGGGCAGUGGCGUAUCGAUUAUGGGGGCAGCUAGCAAACGUGCACGUGAAGAAGGCGACGCGUCGUCAGGAGAGGACUCCCUCGCCAAACGACUCAAGCCCGCUGACGGCAACAGCAAACCUAUAAUGUUGCGCCGGGAUCGUGUGCCUCCACCAUCAUAGCUUCCACAGACAAUCAUCCGCUUAUUAUCCCCGUACUAGUAGCAUCGCGUUUCCGUCACCGCAUCACAGUUUUGUUAAGUUAUACGCUUGUAUCAGUCGGAAUGUAGUAUCUUGCACUCAAAUCAUCGCAUCUUGGCUGUUUGAAAGACACAGCAGCUGGACAUGAGAAGCAUUGGUUCGAUC